AUGUCUUCCCUAUCAGAACCAUUUCUUGCUCAAGUUGUUAAUUAUACAACUUCCAAUGCUGUUUGGAAUGCUUUGGAUGACACUUUCUCACCACGAUCUCGUGCACGCAUAUUGCAAAUUUGCACCCAACUCGCAACUGCAACCAAAGGCAGCAAGUCUGCCACUGACUAUUUUCACUUCAUCAAAAGGCUCGCUGAUGAAUUAACAGUUUCCAGACAACCAAUGACUCGUGAUGAUAUUAUAACAUAUGUUCUUGCAAGUCUCAGCCAUGAAUAUGACAGCUUUGUGGCCUCAAUCUCAGCACGCACAGAUAGUAUCACUCUCGAAGAAAUCUAUUCCCUGUUGCUGACCACUGAAGCUUGCCUUUCUCGGCAUCAACUCACUCCUACCAUUCAGCAACCUUCUGCAAAUGUUGCUCAGCGACAGUCACAACCUUUUCAACGAAAUGGACGGAGUGACUUUCGAGGAAGGGGGCAUGGUUAUUGUGGCGGCUAUAAUUCAACCAACCGAAACAAUGAUCAACCUCCUAUCAUUUGCCAAGUUUGUGGUAAAUUCAGACACUGCUAG
Juglans microcarpa x Juglans regia is the source of this 567-nucleotide messenger RNA. RefSeq lists its product as uncharacterized. Bases 1 to 567 code for a protein of 188 amino acids. The record is from RefSeq and is a predicted model, not a curated record. The transcript has a single exon. NCBI's taxonomy places the organism in Eukaryota, Viridiplantae, Streptophyta, Magnoliopsida, Fagales, Juglandaceae.